Closterium sp. Yama58-4 is the source of this 1101-nucleotide messenger RNA. Lineage: Eukaryota; Viridiplantae; Streptophyta; Zygnematophyceae; Desmidiales; Closteriaceae. The record is from the annotation of a GenBank genome assembly.
AUGGCCCUUGCUAGACGCGUGCUGGGGGGAGGAGAGGAGGGAGAGAGUGGAGGGAAGGGAGAGGGUGGUGAGGGUGGAGGUGGACAGGGGAGGGGUGCGGAGAGAGGGGGUGGUGGUGGUGGGCGGAAGGGGGGGUUGGGAGUGGGGCGUGGAGGGAGGAAAGGAGGGGAGAGGGGUGGAGCGGGAGGAGGAGCGGGAGGGAGGAUUGUGGGGAAGGUUUUGGCUGCGGCGGAUAGCAACGUGGCGGUGGAUAACAUGGUGGAGGGGUUGCUGGGCAUGGGCUUGCGCGUGGUGCGCCUGGGCCAGCCAGUCAAGGCCAAGGAGUCUCUCCGCCAGUGCACGCUAGAUGCUCUGGUGGAGGCCCACCCUCUCACACAGCGAGCGGUGCAGCUGAGGCAGCAGGCCAUGGCAACGCGGGAGCAGGGCCGGGCGGAGAGGAAUGAGGGCAGGCGCAGGAAAGCUGCGGGGGAGGCCACUCGCGUGUGGGAGGCGGCCGAUGCGGCUCAGGACGCCGCUGCUCUUGACGUCAUGGAGAGGGCGGAUGUGAUAGCUGCAACGUGCGUGGGGGCGGGAGACCCUGUUCUUAGCAUUCUCCUGAGCCGCCACCCGUCGGCCUUUGCUCUCUGCAUCAUUGAUGAAGCCACUCAGUCCACAGAGCCAGCGACGCUAAUCCCCAUCCUAGCCAGCAGGGCUAGCAGUGUGGUGCUUGUGGGCGAUCCCAUGCAGCUGCCGCCCACUGUUGUCUCCCAACGGGCAAUGCAGCUAGGACUAGACGUCCCACUGUUCUCGCGCCUGCAGAGCCAUGGCUUACAGCCGUUGCUGCUCGACACACAGUACCGCCCUGCCCACCCCAUCGCAUUCAUAGACUGCAACGGCGUUGCAACACCAAGCAGCAAGCCCACCACCGCGGCGGCCACUCCAUCAUCCCCAUACCCAAGCCCUGGCACACCGGCACCUGCACGUGAGCGACUGGAGGAGAGCCCUGGAGACUCCACAUCGUGGAUGAACGCUGCAGAGGCGGUGAAGGUGGGGCUGAGCAAAGCAGGUGGUUGUGCUGGUGAAGAGUCUGCUCUCUGCUGGCGGCAUGGCCAAGGGGUGUGA